Messenger RNA from Cladocopium goreaui, 3453 nucleotides. NCBI's taxonomy places the organism in Eukaryota, Dinophyceae, Suessiales, Symbiodiniaceae. The record is from the annotation of a GenBank genome assembly.
AUGUCAUACGUGGAUAGCCAGAGUGUCUUCAGAGCCAGAUGCGAUGAGAUCAAAUUGUCCCAAGCGACUUUUGACGCGUUGACGGCAAAGGGAUGGUCAACCUUUGGCAGCUAUGCCUUCUCAGUGUCAACGAAUCCGGCACAGAUUUCAGAUGACGAUUUUGAUUCAAAGGUGGCAGUGCCCAUUUUGGGGAACUCCAAUGCAGCUGAAGCAGCAUUGCUUCGGCGAUUGCUCUUCGAGAGCUACACCCUGACAGCGACAGAGCUGAAGCGGAAGGCUGACAAUACAGAGGGCGAUGGGCCGAAGAAACUACCCAUCCAAGAGAUAGCGGCCAGGUUUACCAACCUUGAGAAGAAGCUUGCGCCUUUGAAGCCAUCAGCGCCGAGUCCUCAUCAACCACGACCAAAGCACAAACCUUGGUCACCUCCAAAAGGGGGUAAGUUUGACAAGAAGAAUCGCAAGGCUUCGAAAACACCAAUGCCAUUGCAAUUGCGGGGUGGCACCCCAGAUCAGUGUCUUCCCAAGCAGCUGAUGAGCGAGUCUGGCGAGGUCGAAGGGGCCUCGACGCCUGGUGUUGCGAAGGCAACAUCAUCAUUUUUUCCUUCAGUGGAGUUCAUCCAGGGUGAGCCUGUUUCCAAUGAGGUUCCAGUCGAAGGGCUGGCGCCGUCCUUUUCUGAUCGGCCAGAAGUGGCCAAACAGGGGACUGACCCUGUGCAAGUCCAAGUUGGUGCAAAGGCACCGCCUGUGUGUGCACAAUUCCGCACACUUGGUGGCCGUGCGAUUGGCGUGGACCACCACUUGAAGCGUGCGUCGCUAAAGGCAGCUGCAGUGAAGUUGGACCUGACGCAGGUCUGGGUCCAAGAGCUGAUUAUCAGAGAAGUGCAACUGGGUCGAAUUGAUUGUGUCCAUUUGGGACCUCCGUGCGGCACAGCUUCGAAGGCGAGAAACAUCCCGAUAAAGCGGAAGCUAAUCAAAAAGGGAGCUCCAAACCCACAGCCAUUACGGAGCUCCACUCACCCCUUGGGAUUCCCUUGGUUGAAAGGGAUCAACAGAGCGAAAGUGCUGGCCGCAAAUUGCCUCUAUGAAUUCUCUGCCAAAUUGAUUUUGAUUUGCAAUUCACAUGAUGUGCUGUUUACUGUGGAAAACCCACAAAACUCUCUGCUGUGGGAGACUCCAUUUUUUGCGAAAAUUUUGGAUCAAUUCUUUUUCCAUGUGGUAGAUGCUUGCGAGUAUGGAUCAGAACACAAGAAAGCAACAGCAUUCCUUGCGAAUUUUGAUGCGCCCAGACUGAAACAGAGGUGCCGCGGGAAUCACCAGCAUGCAGCUUGGAAAGUCAGGCAACUUGAAUCAGGCCAAUGGGCAUUUGACACGGCCAAAGAGGCCGAAUAUCCAAAGAAGCUUGCUCUUGAGCUAGCUGCUGCAUUUCUGGAUGAGCUGGCACAGCGCGGCAAAUUUAUUUAUGAGGAAACAUUACAAGACCAUGCAGUGAAAGUUUCGGCGGAAGUGCAACCCCGCCGCACCAAAGGGCCACUUAUUCUUUCUGAAUUUAAGACAAAAGUGUGCAUAGAGUGCGCAUCUUCAGACAAUCCUCCAUCAACAAUACCCGAGGAAGCCCAUCCUCCUUGGCAGGGAAUUCCUGUCGGCUCGAAGCUCGUCGACCUGCAGCCGGUGCGUUCUGAAAAUGGGGAUAGUGGCCGGCUGAAAGCAGUUUAUGGUGUCUAUUUUUCUCCUGCUGAAUUUGUGCAACAUGUCCAAACCCUGCGUCAUCCCUUUGACAUUCCCAUGCCGCUUGACGAAGCCAACAUGCAGUCAAUUUCCUUUAUUUUGGCAAACAGCCCUUCGAAGGUUGCAAGGCAUAGGUCUGAAACGUUGAAGUACUAUAUGGAGCGAGCAAAAGCUUUGCACGAAGAUGAGAGACAGUUGCAUAGAAAGUUGGACCCUGCAAUUCAGCCAGUUCUGCAGUCAAAGCGGCUGCUCCUCUUCAAGGAGAUGCUCAGAGAUGCGGGAGUCGUGGACCAAGCACUAUUUGAAGAAGUCUGCUCAGGAUUCAGGCUGGUAGGCGAUUUGAGCCCCUCUGGUCAAUUUCCGAGCCAGUGGAAGCCAGCUGCUUUGGGAGUUGAACAGUUACAGCAGACAGCCAUUUGGGCACAGAGAGCGGUUGUUGGUUCGUGCAGACGCGUCUUGGAAGAUGCAGAGAUUGCCAAUGCUGUUUGGCAGGAAACCAUGGAACAAGCGGCUCCUGACAAGCGUUGGGUGAUUGGCCCGUUCACUGCGGAGGAGGUCACAAGGAAGCAUGGGCCCCACUGGGUACCUUCCCGCAGGUUCGGCGUCAGGCAAAGUGGAAAGAUCAGAUCUGUUGACGAUUUUUCCCAAUACUUGAUCAAUGCCACGGUUUCUUGCCACGAGAAGAUUGAUUUGGAAGGCAUCGAUCACAUUUGUGCCACUUCAAGAUUUUUUCUGGGUGCGAUGCGCAACAGGUCAAGCUGGAGCAUCCCUACGGCCGACAGUGUGGAGUCGGGUCCCAUCGCUUCAGAAUGGUGCAGCCCUGGUGCAAGAGACUUGUUAGGGCGUUGCCUGGACCUCAAACAAGCAUACAAACAGCUUGUCCGACACCCAUGUGAUGCAUGGGCAGCUAUCUUGGCUGUGGCCAACCCAGAAGAUUCCACGGAACAAGUUGACGAGCUAAAGAAGCUCCUUGGAUCCAAUGCCCCGAGGCCCUUGUUUGAAUCCCUCAAGGGCAGAUUGCUCUACGCGGCAGGACAUACAUAUGGCAGAUGCACUCAGCUGGCUUGUCAGUUGCUUCACAAAUUUGGAGGUGAAGGACCCUCCACAAAGGUUUCCCCGCAGUUGAUACAUGUCAUUUCGCAUGCGUUGUCCUUGCUGAUGGAAUCCAAGCCACGUACUGUUGAGUCAUGGGCUGAGUGCCCACCCUUGCUUCUUUUUACGGAUGGUGCUGCAGAAGAAUCUUUCGAAAGGGUCACCCACGGUGCGGUCUUGGUAGACCCGUGGAAGCAAACCAGCUAUUACUUUGGUGAUCAGAUUCCUGCUGAAUUCUUGAGACUUUGGACGAGGUCCGGCAAAAGGCAAGUUAUUGCCCAAGCCGAAGUCUUCCCUGUCGUGAUUGCCAAGUCCACGUGGGAAGAAUCUUUGCGGGGCCGUAGCAUCUUGUGGUUCCUUGACAACGAGUCGGCGCGCAUGGCGUUGAUUCGAAAUUUCUCUGGAGUAUUGGACAAUUUUUUUCUUCUGCAGAUGAAUGCAGCAAUGGACGUCAAGGUUCAGGCUAGAAAUUGGUACAGCCGAGUACCAUCGAAGAGUAACCCAGCAGAUGAUGCUUCACGACUGGUUUUUUCGGACUACAAGAACUCCAUCAGGUCCAAACCGGACUACGUUCCAGCCUUGGAAUUUCUGAAUGAGUCAUGGAAGCUGGCAAGUAUGUUAGAAGUGGGGAGGUAG